Molecule: messenger RNA, 1700 nt
Organism: Chelonoidis abingdonii (Abingdon island giant tortoise)
Lineage: Eukaryota; Metazoa; Chordata; Testudines; Testudinidae
Gene: NOP56
Product: NOP56 ribonucleoprotein
Cellular component (GO): box C/D methylation guide snoRNP complex; small-subunit processome
Molecular function (GO): snoRNA binding
Source: RefSeq, a predicted model, not a curated record
CUCUCGCAGGUGCUGCUGCACGUGCUGUUCGAGCACGCGGCCGGCUACGCGCUCUUCGCUGUGCGGGAGGUGGAGGAGAUCAGCCUGCUGCUGCCCCAGGUGGAGGAGAACAUCCUCAACAUCGGCAAGUUCCACACCAUCGUCAGACUGGUGGCCUUCUCCCCAUUCAAAUCUGCCCAGAGUGCCUUGGAGAAUGUCAAUGCCAUCUCGGAAGGGAUUCUCCAUGAGGACCUCAGGCUGCUCCUGGAGACCAACCUGCCGGCCAAGAAGAAGAAAACGUUGCUGGGAGUCAGCGAUGCCAAGAUUGGGGCUGCCAUCCAGGAGGAACUGGGUUACCAGUGCCAGACUGGAGGGGUCGUGGCAGAGAUCACCCGAGGGAUCCGUCUGCACUUCCACACCCUGGUGAAGGGCCUCACUGCCCAGUCGGCCUCCAAAGCGCAGCUGGGCCUGGGGCACAGCUACUCACGUGCCAAAGUGAAAUUCAAUGUCAACAGAGUUGACAACAUGAUCAUCCAGUCCAUCAGCCUGCUGGACCAGCUGGACAAGGACAUCAACACCUUCUCUAUGCGCGUCAGAGAGUGGUACGGGUAUCACUUCCCAGAGCUCAUCAAGAUUGUGAGUGACAACUACACCUACUGCCGCCUGGCUAAGUGCAUCGGGAACCGCAAGGAGCUGAGCGAGGAGAGGCUGGAGGCACUGGAGGAGAUUGUGAUGGAUAGUGCCAAGGCCCAGGCUAUUCUGGAUGCCUCUCGGUCAUCCAUGGGGAUGGAUAUCUCCCCCAUUGACCUCAUCAACAUUGAGAGCUUCUCCAGCCGGGUGAUCUCGCUGUCCGAGUACCGCAAGGGCCUGCAGGAGUAUCUGCGCUCCAAGAUGGGCCAGGUGGCCCCCAGUCUCUCUGCCCUCAUCGGAGAAGUGGUGGGCGCCCGUCUGAUCUCCCACGCCGGCAGCCUGACAAACCUGGCCAAGUACCCGGCCUCAACGGUGCAGAUCCUGGGGGCGGAGAAGGCCCUCUUCAGGGCCUUGAAGACUCGUGGCAACACCCCGAAGUACGGGCUGAUAUUCCACUCCACCUUCAUCGGGCGAGCGGCUACCCGCAACAAGGGGCGCAUCUCCCGCUACCUGGCCAACAAGUGCACCAUCGCCUCCAGGAUAGACUGCUUCUCAGAUGUCCCGACGAGCGUCUUUGGGGACAAGCUCCGGGAGCAGGUCGAGGAGCGCCUGGCCUUCUACGAGACAGGAGAGCCUCCCCGCAAGAAUCUGGAUGUCAUGAAGGAGGCCAUGGUGGAGGCUACCGAGGUGGCUGCCGAAAUCAAGAAGAAAGAGAAGAAAAAGAAGAAGCGGGAGAAGAAGCGGCUGGAAGCCUUGGCAAUGGCAGCAGCUGCUGAGGAAGCUGAGAACUCUGUGCUGGAGACAACCAUGGAGGCGGAGGAAAACGAGACAGAGCCCAAGAAGAAGAAAAAGAGGAAGCACCAGGAGACCUCACUGGAUGAGAACGGGCUGGCAGAGGAGCCCUUGCCCAAGAAGCAGAAGAAACUGGCCCAGGAAGAGCCCUCCCAGUCAGACAAGAAGAAGAAGAAGAAAAAGGUCCAUGAGGAGGAUUAGCGAGGGCGUUACCAGGCUGUUCCGGGGGUCCUGCGCUGCAGCAGCACAGGCUGCCCAGCACCCAGACAGUGGCAGGACACUUACCUUUCCCGGCUCUC